UUCCUAUUGACGCAGGUGACGGCGCGGUGAAUUACGGCAAGCGAGAUCACGGGGAACUCCUGGUCAAACACACGAGGCGGUGGAGGUGAAUGAACCGCCGAUCAAUUUCUUUGGAAGACAUUGUUGCAGAAUUACGGUGAACAUCGAUAACGCCACACAGUUCCCCGGAGGCCGAAGCGGGUCAGGGGGUCCGGGUUUCUUCGUGGCUCCUCGUUCUGAACGAUGUUAAUGGACGGAGCUGUGUUCUCCACUGCUGCUCCUUCUCCUUCUGUCGUUGCUCCUCCACCACCAGCCUCAGCACCACCCUCCAAACCCAUUCCCGCCCUUACUCCAGCAUGUCCGCCUCCACCACCCCCACCACCCCCACCUCCUCCCCCCCCACCACCGCUGGCCACUCCAGCACCAUGCACCAUCCAGCGGCGCUGCAUGAAGAAGGUGAACUGGGUUGCCAUCCCCGGCAGGUGCAUUGUGGGUAAGAUGAACGUGUGGACGUCCGGGCGCUCCCAGACAGAGGAUCUGGUGCUGGACCUCCGCAGCAUGGAGGAGCUGUUCAGCCACGGCGAGACGCAGGCCCCGUGGAGGGGCCGCCGGACCCCCGGGGACGGGCACAAGGGCGGCAAAGGCCUGACCCCCUUUUCCAAAGCUGCGCAGAUCUCCAUUCUGGACGCCAAGAAGAGCAUGAACAUCGCCAUCUUUCUGAAAACCUUCAAGCGCCCUGUUCCAGAAAUGGUUGAGGACAUUAUUCACGGCAACUGGCUGCGAUUUGGAUCGGGCAAACUCGGAGAGCUUUGUAAACUGCUUCCAGAUACAAGUGAGGUGAAGAAGCUGUGUGCUUUUAACGGAAACGUCUCACACUUAGCUGAAGCCGACCACUUCAUGGUGCAAUUGGUUAGAGUUCCAGGCUAUGAUGAGCGAUUGAAGACCAUGGUGCUAAGAGAGGAAUUCUUCCCCCAAAUGGAGGAGAUGAAGACCUCGGUGGAUGUGAUGACCAAAGCAGCUAAUGAGCUGUUGGACUGCGAUGACCUCCACUCAGUGAUUCGCUUGGUGUUGAAAGCUGGGAACUAUAUGAAUGCUGGCGGACACAGUGGGAAUGCCAUCGGCUUCCGGAUGAAUUCCCUGCUCCAGCUGUCUGACACCAAAGCCAAUAAGCCCGGCAUGAACCUGAUGCACUACGUGGCGAAGCAAGCGGAGGACAUUGAUGCAGAGCUGCUCACGUUUCCCAGCCAACUUGAACACAUCGCAAUGGCUUCGAGGAUUUGCCAAGAGGAGGUGAAGGCCGACUUUGAAAGGGAAGUUAAGAAGAUUGAGGAAGUGCAGUUGUACGCCAGCAGACAACCCAGUCUUCUCCAGCAGAUGGAGACAUUUCUCCUGAGGGCCAGAGUGAAGUUGUCCGAUCUGAGUUCUUCUCUCGGUGAACUCAGUAAACUGAGGGAAGCGGUGGCCGAGUUCUUCUGCGAAGACCUGGCCGCUUUCAAACUGGAGGACUGCUGCUCUGUCUUCAGCUCCUUCUGUCAGAAGGUCCUCACAGCCAUUCAGGACAACCGGCUCCGCGAGGCGCUGGAACUGAGACGCAAGUGCAAGGACUCGGCCCGCGGCUCGAUCAAGCGGCGCUCCACCUGGUCCGGGCAGGAACCCCGCGCCGUCGGGAAACGCUACGCCUCGUCGGAGACCCUCGACUCCUCGUCCGGAGACCAGGAGACCGCCGGCUUGGAGUCGGCGCUCCACUGCUUCCUGGCCGCCGCGGCUCCGAACCGGUGCCGGAGGAAGCUCAUCCCCGUGGAGAUGGGACCGUUGUUGGAGCUCAGCAAUAGCCCAUCGUCCCGCUCGGAGGGCCUGGAGGAGACCCUGGCGACGCCUCUACUAAGCCUGGAGGCCACCCUAUUGCCAGGCCUGGAGACCACCCUACUGCCUUGCCUGGAGACCACGCUACUGCCUUGCCUGGAGAGUACCCUCCUGCCAAGCCCAGAGGAGAAGGACCUCCCGCUCACCGUGGAAAACCAGGAGGACGGCCAGACGAAGCGAGCAGUGAUUAGCUACCAAAACUGCCGAGGUAAAGGCACAGGGGCGGACUGGCCUCGCCACUCUGACUCCACCCUGGCGGCUCUCGCUGUGCCGGCCACCCCUCUCUCCACAACCAGGGAUUACAUCUUGAGGAGUAACGGGCCUUCUUGUUCGCCCUGGACCAUCGUCAGCCCCUUCAGCGACCCGGAAGGAAACGGCAAUCCGCGCUACAGACGCAGCCGUCACAGCAGGCGGGCCUUCUCCAUCUCCGACGCAGACGAGCUGGACGACGGCUGUUGGCAGCGGCCUCCCAUCCCGUCGUCCUGCUCCUCGACCACCAUCACUCCUACCACCUUCUCCGGGUCCUCCGCACUCGAAGACCCCACCGAGGACCGAGGAAGAGGAGGAGGAGGAGGAGGAGGAGCGGCGGCGGACUUUCCAUCGGGUUCCCCCGAUAACCUCGCUUCGAGAAGAUUCGUUCCAGAGUACCCGGCCGAGAUGCCUCUGUCUCUGGGGCCGCUGCUCCGGUCGUGCUCCCUGGACGAGACCAGGACGCCGCCGGCGCACGGCUCUUGGUGGGGAGAGCUGAUCCAGAAGAGCAUCGCCCAUAGGACCAAGUCGUGCUCCUCGUCCAGAGCGAACUCGCCGACGGAGGACGUGUUCACGUCAAAAGAGGGAAGCGGCUCAGGUUUGAUCUCGUUUUUCAGACGCUUUGGGAACAAGAGCAAAGCUCCAGAUUCAAGAGUGCUGAAUUAUGGAGAAGCAGGUCUUUGAAUUAGCCGGCUAAGAGAAGGAUCCAAUUUUCUUCUUUAACCAUUUUACUUAUUUGUUAUUUAUUCUAAAUAUUUUUGCUGUGAAGUCUGACACUUUUAUCGUUCACUGGGACCAAAGGCAAUCAAGGACUUGUUUUGAAAUGUACGUGUUUUUAGAUAUUUAGAUGUCAGGCUGCAUUCCAAAAAUUCUUAAUUCACAUUAUACAAUAUUUAAGCAUUUGUCUUUUUGUGUGUUUGUAUGUUCAAUAAAGUGUAUUUUCAAUUAAA
Gadus macrocephalus (Pacific cod) is the source of this 3041-nucleotide messenger RNA. It is a transcript of the gene fhdc3, whose product is annotated as FH2 domain containing 3. The record is from RefSeq and is a predicted model, not a curated record. The transcript has 12 exons. The coding region runs from base 223 to 2775 and encodes 850 amino acids. NCBI's taxonomy places the organism in Eukaryota, Metazoa, Chordata, Actinopteri, Gadiformes, Gadidae.